This is a messenger RNA of Pyrus x bretschneideri (Chinese white pear), 2868 nucleotides long. RefSeq names its product disease resistance protein RPS4. The coding region runs from base 1109 to 2719 and encodes 536 amino acids. Gene Ontology annotation, biological process: defense response. The record is from RefSeq and is a predicted model, not a curated record. Lineage: Eukaryota; Viridiplantae; Streptophyta; Magnoliopsida; Rosales; Rosaceae. The transcript is spliced from 3 exons.
AUAGAGAAAAUUAUUGGGGACAUCAGAGAACUACUGAAAACAGACUUAAAACAGGCCAAGUGCUCAGUUGGAAUGGCUUUUUGUGUGCAAGAAUUCAGUACUGAAUACUUGGAUUUUGGAGGCUCGCUUGAUGUUCAAAUUAUUGGAAUUUGGGGUAUGGGCGGUAUAGGCAAAACAACACUUGCGAGAGCCAUUUGUAGUGAAUAUCAUCGUUGUUUUAGUGGUCUAUGUUGCCUUGAAGAGGUGAGGAGUAAAAAGAAAAAUAUGGUUGUUCUUGCAGAACAACUUCUUCGAGAUAUUUUGAAACGGCCUGACAUUAAUGUAAGCAGUGUUGUUGAAGGAACCAAAGAGAUAGAAAAAAGACUUGGAAGCAUGAAGGUGCUUGUCAUGGUUGAUGACAUAGAUGAUGCAGACCAAUUAGAUGAAUUGGCUAUAAAACAUGAAUCGUUUGGUCCAGGGAGUAGAAUUAUUAUAACAACAAGAGAUGAACAAGUGUUAAAUAUACAUAAGGUGGAUAAAAGAUAUAAGGCAUAAGAAAUGACUGAUGAAGAAGCUCUUGACCUCCUUAGUUGGCAUGCCUUUGGAAGUCAUUGUCCCGAUAAUGAAUAUAUUGAACUCGCAAGAGAUGUUGUUGAUUAUUGUGGAGGGUUGCCACUGGCUCUUAAAGUUGUAGGUCGUUUGUUGGCUACGAAAAAGAGUAAAAGCAUAUGGGAAAGUACAUUGGAUAAGUUGAGAAACAUUUCAUAUGGAACUAUUCAUGAAACGCUUAAAAUAAGCUAUGAUGGUUUAAGUGACGAUCAUGUGAAGGGUGUGUUCCUUGACAUAUCUUUUUUCUUUAUUGGAUGGCAUAGAGCUACUGUCAUGGCAAUAUUGGAUAGUUGCAGUGGCUUUUCUGUAGAAUCAGAAAUCAACACUCUCGAAGAUCGAUGCUUCUAGAUAUUGAUAGAGGAUUUUUUAGGAUGCAUGAUUUGAUUCGAGACAUGGGAAGGGAAAUUGUGCCGGUAGAAUAUGCUAUGGAACCUGGAAAGCGUAGUCGAUUGUGGCAUCAUGAAGAUGUAACAAGCGUGCUAAGUAAUGACUCUGUAAGUACAUCACAAUCAGAAAUGUUAUGUUGAAUGCAUAUAAAGAGAAGUAUAUGCAAAUCCCACAUCUAAUGCAUUUUAUUUCCUACAUAGUUAUGUUAUAUGAACAAUCCUUUUCUUACUUAACUUGCACUUACAUCUCAAAACAGGGAACGGAAGCAAUUAGAGGACUAACUUUGGAUUUGCCAGAAUAUUCUAACGAGCAUAGCUUCCAUACAGAUGCAUUUAAGAAGAUGUGGCGUCUGAAAUUUCUCCUACCCAAAUAUGUAAAGCUGACUGGAAGCUACAAACAUUUUUCCAAGGAGUUAAGAUUGUUGUCUUGGCAUGGAUUUCCUCUUGAAGCCAUACCCGCAGAUUUUGAUCUACGAAACCUAGUUUAUCUUAACCUGAGCUACAGCAAGAUCGUACGAUUUUGGGAGGAUUCCGACCUGUUACCCAAGAAGUUGAAGUUUCUUAUUCUUAAUCAUUCCCAUAACCUGACUGAAUUACCAGACUUUUCAAAACUCCCACAUCUCCAUCGAUUGAUCCUCAAAGGCUGCAAGGGUUUGUGUGCGGGUUACCAUUCGUUAACACAACUGAAGAUGCUUGCUUAUUUAGAUCUUAGUGACUGCAAUAUAACGGAUGAUGCAGUUCUUGAAAAUCUUGGGGCUCUAUCUUCUCUAACCAUUCUGGUUCUAGAUGGGAAUGGUUUUAAUGGGCUACCCAUCCUCAGUGGCCUUUCUCAGCUUCAGUUGUUACUUUUAAAUCGUUGCAUAAACCUUCAGGCAGUCCCAGAUUUGCCGACAAGUUUGCACACGCUUAGAGCGAAUUACUGCACUGCACUGGAAAUAAUGCCUGACUUUUCAGAGAUGUCGAAAAUGACGGAAUUGCAACUGAAAGACUGCCGCAAACUCAAAGAUAUUCCACACUUGGAUAACUCGUUAGGGUACGUGCAAAACAUUCAUAUGGAAGGGUGCACCAACCUCACUCUUCCUUUUAAGGAGAGCAUCCAAAAGAAAUGGAACGGGGGUGGAUUUGGCGGACUUUUUCUCUCCGGAAAUGAAAUUCCUUACUGGUUAGCCGCUGUCACAACUGAAGAUGAAAUUGUCAAAUAUGAAGUGCCGCAAAGUAUUGAUGGUAAAAUAGGAGCAUUGGUGGUGUGCAUUGUUUAUUCUUCGGACGACUCCCAGUGUGUUGGGUCUCUAUGCAUUGAUGUUGCUAAUCAUACCCAGCGAACUCAGUUUUCCAUCUGUCCAAUGGAUGCCACCGUAAUUGCUUCAGGUGAAGAUUAUCUUUGGCUGGGAAAUCUUUCAAACAAAAAGCUGAAACUGAAAGGCGGCGACACUGUUCUUGUGCAUGCAGAAUUUUUUGGAACAGAGGAUGAUCAUCAUUUCAAGGUAAAGAAAACAGGAGUUGAUAUUGUAGACUUUGAACCUCUUCUAGAAGUGUAUAAGAUUGACUAUAUGCGUGUAGCGUAUGAGAAUGAUGAUACAGGCAGGUCCGUCGAUUGGAAUCAUGCCCACAAGAAUGACGACACUGAUCAUGAGGCAGGGUUAAGCCAUCACUCACCUGAUGAGGACCAACCUUGCAAAAAUGGAGGUUUUGUUUGCCUUGUUUUGGUAAUGCUAACAUAUGGCAGGGUAUUUGGACAUAAGUGACUUUUCAGUUUUGUUAUUGUGCUGUUUUAUUGGCAACGCACAUUUUCUUGAAUACACCCUGCUUAUGGUCUGAUAUGAAAUGACUAUUUAUGUUCGCUAACUGUAGAACAAAACCCUAAUCAGUAAAGCCAUAAACACGUUCAUCCUGA